AUGGCCACCUACAGGGUGUGUUCUGCUCGAAAGCUAUAUGUGGGUACACUGUUCUCUAAGCAUCUGAUUGAACUAUUGGUCUCAUUGUCACAUCUAGGCACCCUUGAGAAGUUUGUUUGCUACAAUGUAUCUGUGUAUCCAGUCUACAAUUCUGGAUAUAUUGGCAAGCCUGCAAGUCAAGAAGCCUUUCUGGAGCAAGACGUUCCAUCAGAUGGCCCGACCAUUACACUGAUUGCUAAAGGAUCUAAUGAUGCAGAGCUGGCGUGGACAGAGAUUCCCCUACACAGCCGACGAGGCUUCAUCACAAACUACACGAUCUUCUAUACAAGCGGGACUGAAACACGUGCCAUAACAGUGCCAGCUAACGUCACCUCAUACACUCUGAGGUCAUUGGCCCAGAACACCAAGUAUGACACUUGGAUCCAAGUUUCAACCAUCAAAGGAUCAACCAAAGGCAUUAAUCACACAUUCACUACUCUGAAAUAUGCACCUGGAGAGAUCGAGGGCAUUGUGGUAGGAGUGAGCCUUGGCUUUCUCUUUAUUGUCCUCAUGACCAUGCUGCUGUGUAUCUACAAAAAAGAUGUGAUCAAGAAGAAUUUCUGGCCCCAGAUUCCAAACCCUGGAGAGAGCACCAUUGGAAACUGGUCUCCUGAUUGUCCUCUUAAAGCAGAGACACCAAAGGAAAACUGUCUAUCUGGCAUCAGUGUGCUUGAUGUGGAUGUGUGUGAUGGAAAGUGUGUGUUUGAGGAGGACAAGGCCAGUCUUCCUCUAAAGAAGGACAAGUAUCUGUCUGAGGAGCACAGCAGCGGCAUUGGUGGCUCUUCCUGCAUGUCUUCACCUCGCCAGAGUGUGUCUGACAGCGAUGAGGGCGGGGACAUGGCUGACACCACAGCUAGCACUGUUCAGUAUUCGUCGGUGGUGGCCUCCAAUGGUUACAAGGGUCAGACCCCAAGCUCCCAACCUCAGCAAGCCAUUUUUUCACGGUCCGAGUCCACACAGCCUCUUCUGGAUUCUGAGGAGAACCCAGACAUGCUGCUGCAAGAGGGCAGCAGACAGUCCCAGCGUUUCCCUCGACAAGCCUGUUUUACACACACUGCACGGAACAAAAUCAGCACUGACCCUGCAGACUCCAACCAGCUGGAGAUGGAGCAGCAGGAGGUGCUGGAGCCUUUGGACUUCUGUCCUUUGGAAGAGGACUCUGAGCAGACAACACCUGCUGACAGUCAUUCAGCUGACUGGCUGUCAGAAGCACCAGUCUCCAGCUACAUGCCUCAGCUGGGUGGCUACAGGCCACAGUAAGAACACAGACAGGCCGAGAGGUGUUAUCUGUGUGAAUGGUUCUGUGCCUUUGUUAUGUCAUAUGUUUAUUUCAAGCUGUGGCGAAAGCUGUACCGGGGUGUCUUUUGCACUUAACCAAGUAUAAGUAAUCCAGGAUCCUUUGAGGGUAUUCAGUAAAGUGCAAGGUGAAUUUGAGCUUGUAGCAGUAGCUUGCCAGCUUUGCACUCACAAAUUCUGCAGCCAUAUCUUUAUAGUAAAUACGCAACACAUGUAUGUGAACACUUUAAGCUACACAGUCACAUGUUGUAUAAAAUGUCUCCUUAACAUGACACAAAUAUGAACUAAAGUUUCAGGAGCACGAGGCUCAACAUGAAGCUUGUGUUUGAUUCGUGCUACGGUUUCUGUUUGGGCACUUGCUGUAGUACUCUCUUGUGAAAGAGGUUUACCUUUGCAGAUGUUGCAAUUAAUUACCUUGGCAUUGUCUUUUAAUGUACAUAGAGUAUGUUUUUAGCUGAAGUAUUUACACUGCACAUGAAUGUAAUCAAGUAUCACAAGUUCAGACUCUUCAAGUGUUCAAGUGUACGUGAUGCCAGUGCAUGUUCAAUAAAGUUUACUUUAUCUUCCUUUUUAAAGUGUGAACGACAGGAAAUGUAAAAAACUCAUCCAUAUGCGAGUCAUGUAAAGUUUGAACUAAUGUGGCAUCAUUUAGUUUAAGGGUCAGUCUGAUGCUUUAUUUGUGAAUGUGAUGUCUUAAAAGUUCAUUUCAUUGUCCGCUGUGUUCAUACAGUGGCCACUGUUCACCACAGUCUAACGUGUUCUUCUGACAGUGUUUAAACACUAUGAAUGUUCUGUGCUCCUGUAACCCUCUGAUCCAGUCCCUGAGGAGGACGUGGACGGGGGUGCCGUCAGAGAUGUUGGACUAAUAUUGAGUAUAGAUCACCCAUGUAGCCUAUAUGCGGAACAAACCACACCUGCAGAACCCAUUUUAUCAUCCAAACAUCAAUAAAUGUAUUUGCAGGCUGGAAUCUC
Molecule: messenger RNA, 2307 nt
Organism: Larimichthys crocea (large yellow croaker)
Lineage: Eukaryota; Metazoa; Chordata; Actinopteri; Sciaenidae
Product: interleukin-6 receptor subunit beta
Exons: 7
Coding region: 1-1299 (432 amino acids)
Molecular function (GO): protein binding
Source: RefSeq, a predicted model, not a curated record